Molecule: messenger RNA, 1676 nt
Organism: Coregonus clupeaformis (lake whitefish)
Lineage: Eukaryota; Metazoa; Chordata; Actinopteri; Salmoniformes; Salmonidae
Product: C2 calcium-dependent domain-containing protein 4C-like
Exons: 3
Coding region: 217-1497 (426 amino acids)
Source: RefSeq, a predicted model, not a curated record
UGUCAGAGCCCCAACUAUGUGUUUGUUUGCCCAACAGUUAGGUUACUCUGUCUGACGUAAAGUAGGUUAGCUAGGCAACCCAUGUGAGGUGAGGGGACACGGACAGACGCAUGUGAGGGAAGUUGGAACAUUUUAUGUUUUUAUCAGGAGUUCAGCAGGAGAGCGAGAGUAACACUUCAGCGCAAAGCUAGCUAGCUUCAGGCCCAGGAGGGAAGCAUGUGGCUCCUAGAGAAGUUCCGUGGUCACUCUGCGUCGGCAGGGGACAAGCAGCAGAACCAGACCGGCCCCGUCUCCAUCUACACCAACAUCAUCACCCCUGAUAAGAUCCCUGACUUCCUCAUCCCCCCCAAACUCAUCUGCUGCCCUUCAGAGGCAGAGUGCCUAACCCCGGAGACCCAGCCCCGCUCUACUCUGUGCCCCUCCGCCUCGGAGCACAUCAUCUGCAGCCAAACCCAGGGCAACUGCACCCGGAACCCCCGCAGCCCACGCCUGCUCUCCCGCCUGACCGGGGACACCCGCAGCCUAAUGAGGGCCGCUAACCGCCACAUCAUCCAGAUAGAGAGCGCUGACGAACCGGGGAGCGGGGUAGGGGAUGAGGGAGACCCUAACACCAAUGCAGACCCCCAGUCCCAGACAGCCAUGUCCCUGCCUUAUGUCCCUAAGGCCCAGACCUCGUACGGCUUCUCCACACUGGUGGAGAGCCCCCACACCCGCCGCAAGGAGUCCCUGUUCCACAACGACCCCAACAGCCCCCACACCUCCCCGGGCUCCCAGAGACGCACCCAGGGGGGGAACCACCUGACCCCCUCCGACCCAAACCCAUACCGCUAUUUCAGCGGGGGUGAGAGCGACACAUGCUCCUCAGCCGAGUCCUCCCCCUUUACCUCGCCUCUCCUCACCCGCUCUGCCUCCCUCCUCCGAUCCAUCACCCAGGAGACGCAGGCCAAGGUGUCUCGUGCCAAGCGUACCCUGGCGCGCCACAGCUCCCUGUCCACAGACGAGUGCAGCUCAGCCGACAACAGCCCCAACAUGACGCGCCGCCGCCUGCGCUGCCCUCCCUCCCCCGCGUUCCGCGGACGGAAGGGGACCGGCUCCGGGGGGGCAAGCUCAGACCUCCAGCGCGAGCACUCGGUCAACCUCCACAAGGGCGGCACGCUGAGGAUCAGCACACACUACAACGCAGAGACGGCACGGCUGAGGGUUCGAGUGCUCACCGCUGAGGACCUCUAUGACAAACAGACUGACGUGAAGAGCAUCAACUGCUGCGUGUCUCUGUACCUGAACCCAGGCAAGCAGCAGAAGCAGAGGAGCACUAUCAUCAAGAACAGCAGGAACCCCGUGUUCAACGAGGACUUCUUCUUUGACGCGGUGCCCGCCACCCAGGUCAAGAGCCUGGCCAUGAAGAUGAAGGUGGUGAACAAGGGCACCAGUCUGAAGAGAGACGUGCUGCUGGGGGAGAGGGAGGUGCUGCUCAGCGAGCUGCUGCCAGGCUUCUAGGGACACAAAGAUGCUCCCUCCCCUGGCUAUCUCCCUUAUCACCCUUCACUCGUUUACUCCAUUUGCCGGAUCUGAUAAUGAAUCAAUUAUGGCGGGCACUACGUAGAGCUAUUGCGUCACAGCAGACCUACCACAGCUCACCUACCACAGUUCACCAACCACACCACACCACACCACAG